Messenger RNA from Aspergillus steynii IBT 23096, 1880 nucleotides. RefSeq names its product fungal specific transcription factor domain-containing protein. Gene Ontology annotation, molecular function: DNA binding; zinc ion binding. Bases 54 to 1880 code for a protein of 608 amino acids. Lineage: Eukaryota; Fungi; Ascomycota; Eurotiomycetes; Eurotiales; Aspergillaceae. Gene Ontology annotation, biological process: DNA-templated transcription. The transcript is spliced from 8 exons. The record is from RefSeq and is a predicted model, not a curated record.
AAGCAGUGUGACCUCUGCCAUGCUAGGAAGGUCAAGUGUGAUAGACAAAUGCAAUGCUUGAAUUGCACAACUGCACAGACUCGUUGCAUACGCUCCAGAUCUCGGCGAGCUCGGCGACCUCGAGAUUCACGGAGCUCACCAGAGUCUGUAAACAGGCAGACCAAAAUACGAUUGGCCUUUCUCCCGGCUACGUCCACACAGCAGGUGAAGCAACGACGAUUAUCCGUCGAGAAUUGGACUCCAACAGUUCUCUAUCCGAUGGCCGAAGGCGUGUGCUGGAGUCUGCUUUGUCAUUGAUAGGCCACUUCAAAGACGCCUCCCAUUCUGCUGGGAAUGCGAGCUAUGAUUCAGACCCGGAGGAUGAGCAAAGUUCAGGUGACAUUUCCUCUGAGUUAUUGGUCAUGAUGCUAUAUACUACGCCGAAUUGCCCGAAUUCAUGGAGUUUGUUCUGGCCUGAUCAUAUCCCUCAGCAGAAAUUUGAGCAAAUGUGCUUGACGUUGAUGCAUGGGAAAGCAAAUGGUCAGACAGUAUGUCACUACGAGAUCUCUGUUUUUGCAAGAGCAGUCAACUAUGUCAACAGGUGGCUGCGGGUUUCAGAUUCGAGCGAACUAUCCAAAGCUUUGGAAGAGUUCAAAAGGAAGUAUACCGCUGCUGGUCUAAGAGCUCUUAGACGGUUAAAUGUUUUGAACAGUCCCAGUUUGUCACUUCUUCAGACCUUGAUCUCAGGGGCGCAGCUGCUUCAACUGCUUGGUGAUGCUUCUCAGGCCUGGACCCUUACAUCUUUUGCCUCCAGAGUGAUGGUCGCGCUGGGUUACCAUAAUCUUACUCCCCAAGCACUAAAGGAGAACGAACACUCCGUCGAAAUUCGGCACUGCUUAUAUUACUGCUACUACCUAGACAAGGCCCUGAGCAUGCUUUUAGUCCGGCCUCCGUCCUUACCUGACUUGAAUGUCGAGCCAGUCUCCUUAAUCGAGUUGAAACCUACUGAGCCCCUCAAAAUCAAAAUGGGAAUACUCCUGAAGCUGUCUCGUGUGCAAGAUGGGGUGCUGUUGCUUCUGAUUAAGGGCGACAAGUUGACCGAAGCCGAAGCCUCGGCGACUAUUCCGGUCUUAAAAUUGGAAUUGCAGGAUAUAUGGAAGGAGUCUUGUGAGGCACGCCUCCAAUCGAGUGAUGCACCUGAAUGGCGCCUCGAAUGGAAUGCCCUCGAUUUUACUUAUCAUGCUAUUGCUACUACGGUGCUUCGACUAAAUUCCACCUCUCUUCAUGAUCAUCAAAUCAGAGAGCAAUGCUUACUGCAUGCACGCAAGGCCUUGAGCGCAAUGAGUGCUUUACUCAAUCAUAUACUAGACGGACAAAGAUUGUAUAUGGAUUUCCUCUUCUGGACCAUUCUCCUCUAUCCGCUAACACCUUUCUUUAUCGUGUUUUGUAACGUCCUUGCGACAUCCAACGAGCAAGACUAUCAUACUCUAACUCAGAUAAUGACUGCCUUAUCGCGGAUCAAGGACAACAAUUCUUUCGUGUCCGGUCUCUACGGGCUACUGUCUCAGUUCAUGGAUCUAUGCGGUCAGCUCGAGGCUUUUGUAGAGCAUAAUCAUUCCGAAAAGAAUGCGCUGGAUUCUGUCCCGAAUAUUUCAGAGAGACCGCGACCAAUUCAACCACAAAAUGUGGAUUCCAUAUCGUACGGUCCUCAGUCACGAAACUUCUGGGACAUGCACAUUUUAGAUGAUGGUACAGACGGAGGGUUAUCGCUGGCAGAGGAAGAGUGCCAUGGUGGACUGGGACAAUUGCGACCCUCGAUGUGGGAUGACAACCUGAUGUGGGAAUUGUUUAACACUCAGCCCUCAAUCGAGUGGUUUGACAUGACACAGGGGUCGUUAUAG